Molecule: messenger RNA, 855 nt
Organism: Salvia miltiorrhiza (redroot sage)
Lineage: Eukaryota; Viridiplantae; Streptophyta; Magnoliopsida; Lamiales; Lamiaceae
Exons: 1
Coding region: 1-855 (284 amino acids)
Source: RefSeq, a predicted model, not a curated record
AUGCGCAAGAAUGGAAGAUUAUUACUUGUUCUUGUUUAUGUGGAUGAUAUAUUAAUUACAGGAGAAGAUUCAUCUACUAUUGCAGCUCUUAUCAGCUCUCUUUCUACAACAUUUGCUCUGAAUUCAUUAGGCACGGUCAACUAUUUCCUUGGUAUUCAAGUGAUUAAGACUGAGAGUAACUCCUAUCAGUUGAAUCAGUCCAAGUAUAUCCAGGACUUGCUCACUAAAACAAAUCUUGUAAACAACAAACCGCAGCCUUCGCCCUAUGAUUUGGGUACCAAGCUUCAUGCCGCAGACAGCCCCAUGUUCUCUGAUCCCACUCUGUUCCGAAGCACAGUUGGUGCCCUUCAAUACUUGACGCUUUCUCGACCGGAUAUCUCCUUCAGUGUCAACAAACUCAGUCAAUUUCUUCAUCAACCCACUGAGCUUCAUUGGAAAGCAUGCAAACGUCUUCUUCGGUAUCUUAAAGAAGCUAUGGAUUACAGUCUUAUCUUUCCUUCUUCUUCACAGUUUCUCCAUCUUACAGUCUUUUCCGAUGCUGAUUGGGCUGAUUUGUUGGACGACCACAAAUCCACGGGAGGCUAUUGUGUGUUUCUUAGUUCAAAUCUCCUAUCUUGGAGUUCCAAAAAACAGAAUGUAGUGUCUCGUAGCUCCACUGAAUCCGAGUACAGAGCCUUAGCUGACUCUUCUGUUGAAGUCAUUUGGAUCACCUCUCUUCUCUCGGAGUUUGGUAUAACCCUCCCUCAAAAGCCUAUCCUAUGGUGCGACAAUAAAAGUGUCGCGACUAUAGCUACAAACCCAUUUCUCCUAUGGUGUAUGCAUGUAACCGUCUGUAUCUCAGCUCUCUAUAUAUGA